CACCCCAAAUUCUGCGUUCUUAGUCUCUUGUUACAAACCUGACUGGUACGGGGGUCUGGAGGUUGACCCAAUUGUCAGCAAUGGAUGCACAAAGCCAGAGCUCCCUGAGUGCAUGCGUUCCUUUCCCAACGAUGAGUAUGAUUAAAUCCCCCCAAUAUAUUGUUCAAUGUCCAGUGCUGGUUUCAGAUUCGACCAAAAGGACCUUACUGUUGAGGAUUGUAAGGUCAAAUGCUUGUUAAAUUGUUCUUGUUUUGCUUAUGCUGCCAUAAGUUAUGCCAAUCAAACUGGUUGUGAAAUUUGGAUAUCGAGAGCGAUUUUCAAAAGAACACUUAAUCGGCUCGGAAUAUACAUCCUCCCUUCCAAAGGAUUGUGGUGCUCAAAAUUGCCAACAAGUGGUAUUAGAGCUAUUGGUAGAGCUCCUGGAUAUUGUGGGGAAAUGCAAAUUGACACUAUGAAGUAUUCAAUUGAGUUGUUCGAUGGGGAGAAUGACUUUGCUCUAUGGAAAAGCACUAUGAAGGAUGUCCUUACUUGUCAAGGACUUGAUGUAACUUUAGAAGAGACCAAGAGACCAAGCUUGUUGAGGCGAAGGAUAGCGAUUGGAAUGGAGCUAUAUCAAGUGAAGAUGGCAGAAGGCAUAAAUAAUCACAAGCACUUAUCUGAUUUCAACAUGAUGGUGACACAAGUAGUGAAUGCCAGGGAUAUUUUUGAAGAAGAGGAGAAAGCUUUGCUUUUACUUGCAUCCAUACCUAAGUCUUACAAGUCUCUAGUGCAGAGUAUACUAGCGGGUAAGACUACUUUGGUGAUGAAAGAUGUCACAACUAUGUUGUUGGAGAAUGAUAAGUUUCCUGGGGAGGAUGAUGGUGCCAUUCAAAAUAAUGCUUUGGUGAUGGAGAGAUCUCGAGGGAGAUCCAAUGGGCAUGGAGGUAGAGGAAAUCAAGAAAGGUCAAAAUCUAGACCUAAGAAGGAUUAUGGUGAAGUGGAGUGUUUUUAUUGUGGUGAGUUGGGUUACAAACAAUAUAAAUGCAUGAAGUUUAAGGAGAACUUUUCUAAUAUGAAAAUAUUGAUGAAAAGUCAAGAAACCAAGGGCGAGGGGGAGGCUAAUAUUGUUGAAGAAAAUGUGGUUGAAUUAUUAGUUUGUAAAGACUGUGAUCUUGAGGGGGAGCUUGAUAAAAUAAUAGUGGCUAUCGGUGAUAAAGUGAAUACUGAAGGCAUAAGAGAUGUUCAUCUCAAUGUUCGCAAUGGGAGAGCCAAGAUUCUCAAGAAUCGAGAAUGGAGCAAAGUCUACAAUGGUGGAAGACUUGUCUUGCAUGGGAGGAAGAACAGGCACAACAUCUAUGUGCUUGAGCAACAUCUCAAGAGAGGGCUUAACAAGACCAUAAGGAAGAUGGUGUGAAGGACUAAAGGGAUCUUGGUAGAUGGCAAGGAAAUUAAUAAGACCAAGAAAAAGGUGAGCUUCAACAAUGAAGUGGUGUUUGAUAA
Messenger RNA from Rubroshorea leprosula, 1479 nucleotides. NCBI's taxonomy places the organism in Eukaryota, Viridiplantae, Streptophyta, Magnoliopsida, Malvales, Dipterocarpaceae. The record is from the annotation of a GenBank genome assembly.